AUGGGCAGAGAGCAAUGGUUCGUGUUUGUUUCGGGUGCUUCGGCUCAGGAAAAGAUGAUCGCUCUCGCCCGAAGAUUGGCCGUGACUAUUAUCCCGACUCAGGUGGAAAGACUGUGCACAGGCGAGCUCGGCAAUUCAGGAGUCAGUGCUGAUCUCACGCAGUUCUGGCUGUCUCCAUUGCCGGUACCGAUUGCUGGAGCUAGAGCUGGUCCUGGGGACGAGCUUUUUGAGAUAAUUGCCGGCCGCGUAACGGUUGGCUCCAUUUCCUCGUCAUGCCGGAGGAAUUGA
This is a messenger RNA of Penicillium subrubescens, 288 nucleotides long. RefSeq lists its product as uncharacterized. The coding region runs from base 1 to 288 and encodes 95 amino acids. The transcript has a single exon. NCBI's taxonomy places the organism in Eukaryota, Fungi, Ascomycota, Eurotiomycetes, Eurotiales, Aspergillaceae. The record is from RefSeq and is a predicted model, not a curated record.